This is a messenger RNA of Anopheles moucheti, 435 nucleotides long. Its product is annotated as anaphase-promoting complex subunit 13. The coding region runs from base 76 to 318 and encodes 80 amino acids. Gene Ontology annotation, cellular component: anaphase-promoting complex. The transcript is spliced from 2 exons. The record is from RefSeq and is a predicted model, not a curated record. Gene Ontology annotation, biological process: protein K11-linked ubiquitination. NCBI's taxonomy places the organism in Eukaryota, Metazoa, Arthropoda, Insecta, Diptera, Culicidae.
UUAAGCGGCUGUUGGUUAUUUAAAACAGCCCAUAGCAGAGUAUUCCCUCCGUGUAUUUGUAUGUAAACGAUUCUAAUGGAUAGUGAGCCACCAUCCGGAGGACGUUUGGUCGAUUUAGUCGAUAACGAGUGGAUUGCAGACGAAUUGCCGUUCGACCACAUCCAAGUGCCUUGCGAUAAGCUUCCGGAUCCCGAGGCAGACAAUGGUGACUCACAUCUGACACUAAAAGAGCAAGAGCAGAAAUGGACUGAUCUAGCUCUUACUUCACUGGCCCCGGACCUAUCCGUUACCGAGCAAGUUAAUUUCCCUGGUGUUUAGUGCAGCUGUGAUUGUGCGGCGCACUAUUUAGCACUAUAUUUCUAUAUAAGUGUCCCAAAGAAGAAGAUAACAAAAAACAGUUAAUCAAAAAUCCAUUACGAUGAAUAGACAUCUACA